Messenger RNA from Penicillium expansum, 1275 nucleotides. Its product is annotated as DEAD/DEAH box helicase. NCBI's taxonomy places the organism in Eukaryota, Fungi, Ascomycota, Eurotiomycetes, Eurotiales, Aspergillaceae. Gene Ontology annotation, molecular function: ATP-dependent chromatin remodeler activity; ATP binding. The coding region runs from base 1 to 1275 and encodes 424 amino acids. The record is from RefSeq and is a predicted model, not a curated record. The transcript has 8 exons.
AUGAAUCCGCAUGUUCUACGAUUUGAGGGACAACCAAAUGACGAGUCAAUCCACUAUUCUACUAUACCUGACUCGGAAGAGAUAGACCCAAGUCACUCGUCAAGGGAUGAAACUCUUUCUGAUGAUGUUGAUGGAAUUGACAUGGAUGACAUGUUUGGUCCUCAAUUGCAACAUAUAUUUCAAACCAACGUCCCAGUCGACCGGCGUAUCAAGAGCGACCUCUUACAACAUCAGAAAGAGGCAAUCGGGUUUAUCUCCCAGCUAUUUGAAGCCGGUAUUGAUGCUGGCUACAGUUAUCAGCAUGUCUUCAAUGGCGAGAGGUGCGCAAAGCCACAAGAAGCCAGAGGUGGAAUUUUGGCUGAUGAGAUGGGCCUAGGAAAGUCACUGGUGACGCUGGCAGUCAUCGCCGGUUCUCUCGACGAGGCGGAGAGAUUUGCAGGACGACAGGAACAAUCGGACGUUUCCCAGAAGAAGAAUCUAACUCAGGCGACACUGAUCGUGGUUCCAUCAACCUCUCAUUACAUCCGCAAUCGCACCACCAAGCAGUUCCAAGCCGUUGUCAACUUGUCAUCCCAGCACCGCUGGUGUCUUACUGGAACGCCUAUUCAAAAUUCAAUUGAAGACUUGGGCGCUCUGGUCGCCUUUCUCAGGGUUCCGAUCCUUGAUCGGGUUGCAGCAUUUCGCAAGUUCAUCUCGACCCCCACAUCCUCAGGCAAGAAAGAUCGUUUUCAUAAUCUCCAAACACUUCUCCACGCAAUCUGCAUUCGAAGGACAAGAGAUGUUUUAAACCUGCCAGAGCCUACUACAGAAACCCGAAAGCUUCCGAUGUCAUCCACAGAGAAAACGCAGUACAGAGAUCUGCUUCAUGAAUGCAUGACAAAGAUUGAUAUGGCGAUGGAGGCAUUUACCUCUCUGGCUGCCGUCAUUUGUGUCGUCUUCUCGAGUUGGAAAAAGACUCUCUAUAUUGUUGCUGAGCUUCUCUCCAGCAAUGGAAUCAGAUACAGCAUGAUAGAAGGCUCUCUUUCUUUAUCAAAACGUCUGCAAGAACUACAAAGAUAUCAAAAUCAAAAAGAAACAAACGUUCUCCUAAUGACCCUUGGAACGGGUGCUGUUGGUUUGAAUCUUACAACCUCGUCGCGUAUCUAUCUUCUUGAGCCGCAGUGGAACCCAUCGAUUGAAGCUCAAGCAAUCGGUCGAGCCCUUCGACUCGGUCAAGUCUCCAACGUGACCAUUAUUCGGUACAUUAUGGAAGGCACUGUUGAGGAGGUGGAGUAA